AUGUUUCACUCGUCGAAGCCAUAUUCGGCUGUCACCGUGCAGAUUGAAGUCCUCACCAGUGAACAGUAUGAGGUUGAUGACUCCAGUGGAAUCGUUGAUCUCAUAGAAGCCGUAACCAUCCAGAGCAGUGGCCCGACCGAAGCAAGUCGCGCUCUGCGCAAGAAGCUUAAAUAUGGAAACCUCCAUCGCCAAUUACGAGCCCUCACGAUCCUAGACUUCCUGAUCCAAAACGCCGGUGACCGAUUUCUACGUGAGUUCGCAGAUGAGCCGCUUCUCGAGCGUUUACGGAUCGCCGCGACAGAUUCUGUUUCCGAUCCUAUGGUCAAACAAAAAUGCAAGCAACUGUUUGGACAAUGGGCAGUGACCUACAAAGAUACACCGGGUAUGGGAGGUAUUACCGGCCUCUACAGACAAUUACCAAAGCGCAAGCAACCGGCCAACCAGGCCAAGGCAAAGGUUCUACGGGAGACUGGCACUUCCGAGGAGCCUCCCAUGGGCCAUACGGUGUCUAUUUCAGCUGGUAAUGGGCCAUCCACAAUUCUCAGUGGCCCCAAGCAUAAACAUUCGUCUAGCAAGUCCCUCAAAAAAGAUAAGAAGGACAAGAAGGAGAAGAGGUUUCGCGCACCGUUCAUUUUGGAAAAGGAGAAGCCGGAAAUUUUGCAAACUCUAGCCUCUUCAUCCGUUGCCAGCACCAACCUCCUGAACGCCCUCAAAUUGGUGAACCGAGAAACACACCGCGUGAGUGAAGAUGUGGAAGUCCUCAAUCGGUUCGAAACCUGCAAACAACUCAGACGUCAGAUCCUUCGGUACAUCCAAAAUGUGGAGAGUGAGGAGUUCCUCGGAAGCCUUAUCCACGCCAACGAGGAACUUGUUACUGCGCUUAUGGCGUUCGAGGUCCUGGACAAAAGCGUGGAUUAUGAUAGCGACAGCGACCAAGAUGUGCUUGAGACAGGAUGGACCCCUGACCGUGACGAUGUCAACGAGUCCUUUGCAGGACUUGUCAUCAACCCACCCAAACCUCCUCGGCCUCGACGGCCGACAAGCAUAAGCGUCCCAUCUUCAUCUUCACAACCACAGCGACGGGUCUAUAGCAGUGAGAGCGAGUCCGAAACAGACGAAGAUGACGAUGACGAGAACAAUCCGUUCGGAGAUCGAAAUGCCAUCCGUACUCCUGGCAUUGACAAAUUCCAACCCACAUGGAGAGAAAUUUAA
Molecule: messenger RNA, 1212 nt
Organism: Aspergillus tanneri
Lineage: Eukaryota; Fungi; Ascomycota; Eurotiomycetes; Eurotiales; Aspergillaceae
Gene: LSB5
Product: LSB5 family protein
Exons: 4
Coding region: 1-1212 (403 amino acids)
Biological process (GO): endocytosis; actin filament organization; actin cortical patch localization
Cellular component (GO): actin cortical patch
Molecular function (GO): phosphatidylinositol binding; ubiquitin binding
Source: RefSeq, a predicted model, not a curated record